UCCAGCGGACAAUCUACAAAGACCUGGUGCUGUUCCUGCAGACGGAGAACUGUCUGUCAGCUGGUCAACUCCGCAGUAAGUUGCAGUCCCUGGAGGUGAGCUUGCGUUACGAUGUGAUUGAAGCUAAUUUCUACAGUGCCCUUUUAGCUGAUGCUCAUGGCUUUGAUGUGUUAGACUUGCACUACCGAUUUCGGUUUGCACUGCACCAUCGAGCAGCUGAUGGCGUUCACUGGAGCCACGUUAUUCAUCGGCAAAUUUCCCAGCUCCUGCUCGAACACAUUGCGUCUGCCUGGGGUGUGGCUCUGCCCCCUGGGAAACCACAAGCCUCAGUCCCAAGGGAGGUACUGUCCCUCCCAGUGUGUCGGUCACAGACCUGGCGAAUGCCCAGUAGUAAUGCUGGUGAAGUGGGCUUCAUCGAUGACUGUCUGGAGUCCAGCUGGGGUCAGCCUUUUCCAGGAUACACCAGCUUCCACAACAUGAACUACAACG
This is a messenger RNA of Chiloscyllium plagiosum (whitespotted bambooshark), 489 nucleotides long. The record is from RefSeq and is a predicted model, not a curated record. NCBI's taxonomy places the organism in Eukaryota, Metazoa, Chordata, Chondrichthyes, Orectolobiformes, Hemiscylliidae.